Molecule: messenger RNA, 894 nt
Organism: Purpureocillium takamizusanense
Lineage: Eukaryota; Fungi; Ascomycota; Sordariomycetes; Hypocreales; Ophiocordycipitaceae
Gene: HAA1
Product: transcriptional activator haa1
Exons: 3
Coding region: 1-894 (297 amino acids)
Biological process (GO): intracellular iron ion homeostasis; intracellular copper ion homeostasis; positive regulation of transcription by RNA polymerase II
Cellular component (GO): nucleus
Molecular function (GO): RNA polymerase II cis-regulatory region sequence-specific DNA binding; DNA-binding transcription factor activity, RNA polymerase II-specific; copper ion binding
Source: RefSeq, a predicted model, not a curated record
AUGAUCAUCAGCGGCGAGACGUAUGCCUGUGAGGCCUGCAUCCGCGGCCAUCGCACCGCACGCUGUCAACACAACGACCGGCCGCUGCAACUUAUCAAGAAGAAGGGCCGGCCCGUUUCUCAGUGCAAUCACUGUCGCUCCAUGCGCCAGUCGCGGUCUGCCCACGUCAAAUGUGAGUGUGCCAAGAGAGCCCGUGAGGGCAGGGUCGACACGGCGAACGGCGGCAGAGAGCCGUGCCGCUGCUUCGAGGACGGGAUCUGCCGAUGUGCUUUCAAGCGAGAUCCCUCGGCUGCGGACGCGCUGUCGCCUUCUGGUUCCGAACACGGCACAAACAGCGCAGCAGCCCUGGCCACAAGCAGUUCGCCAGCGAUGCAAGGGUGCUGCGGGACCCCCUCUACCAGUACCAGCGCAACCGCCACAGACACGCCAGCUGGACUCGACAGUUCACGUGCGACCGAUUUGCCGCCGCUCUUGGACCCAGCCGAUGCCAUGAUGGAUAUGGGGACGUCCUGGCUGGACGCCAUUCCGCACGACAUGGAGCCGGAUUUUCUCGGCGGCGCACCGUUCGACUUUUCCAAUUUCGAUGUGCAACCCGGCUCCUUUGAUCCUGCAGCGCCCGGCGACGCUCCCCCAGCACCGACGUCUACUCACAUUGCGCCUCUCGAAGAGGUCCCAGGAACCAUGGCAACACUGCCCAACUCGAACCUAGGCUUGACUACCCACGAAUGGACGCCCAACCAGUACAACGAGCACGAAAUCAGCGUCUUUGGCGUCCCCGAAUCGGCAUGGUUCGAGAGCUUGGGCAUGGGGCCCUCCAAGGUAGAGCUGCUCCCUGAGGAGGAUGGAAAGGUCGGACACGGUGUCGGCAAUCCACAACAUGACGCGCAGCGAUGA